CGGCCGGCAACCCUCGACCCGCCUGCUCAUCCGUCGUGACGCCCGGCUUUUACAGGAAAGCAACUCGAGAUCUAGGGUCUCGGAUCGGAACCCCCAGAAUCGUAUGAUUCUUGCCAAUUUGAGCUGGGUCCCUUCUCUCUCUGCUCGUGUUAUCUCCUUUUUCGGUCUUUCAGACAGGAAUUCGGCCACUUUCCCGAUAUUUCGCGUCGAAAUUUCGUCCUUUUGGUCAUACUAGAGAUUUUUGAGGUGUUUUCAGCUAUGCAGUGCAAGGACAACCAAGCUUUGGCACCUCCGCGUGCUACUGAUCCUGGUUGGGCUCAUGGAACCAUGGUCAAUGGUGGUCGGCAAAAGAUUAAAUGCAAAUACUGUCAUAAAGUUUUUCUUGGGGGUGGAAUUUCCAGACUGAAGCAACAUUUAGCUGGGGAAAGGGGCAAUGUUGCUCCAUGUGAGGUGGUACCUGAAGAAGUAAAAGUACAGAUUCAGAAACAUCUAGAUUCUAAAGUUGUGGAAAAGCAGAAAAGGCAGAAAGAAGUUAAAGGUGGAAAGUACUCCUCUGUGUUGUACUAUCAAGAAACAGAAGAAAUAGAUGAAGAGGAUAAGGUGCAAGUUCAGAGUAGAAUUUCUGCUUUAGGCGCGAGUAGAAGAGCAAAAGAGCCCUUAGAAGGAACUUCCACUCGAGCCAAGAGGCAGAAGAAGCAAAAAUUUUCUACUGCCUCUUCUGUCAUUGCUCAACCCAUAUGUCAAAAUUUUGCUUCCCAGGAGAGCAUAGAUCAAGCUGAUAUUGCUGUUGCAAGAUUCUUUUAUGAUGCUGGCAUUCCAUUCACUGCUGCAAAUUCAACUUAUUUCCAACAGAUGGCUGAUGCCAUUGCUGCCAUGGGCCCUGGUUAUAGGAUGCCUUCUUAUUAUUCUUUGAGGGGUAAAUUACUGAACAGAAGUGUUAGGGAUAUUGAGGAAUACUGCUUGGAACUGAGAAAGUCUUGGGAGGUGACUGGAUGUACGAUUCUGGUUGAUAGGUUGGUAGAUAAAACUGGUUAUGUAGUUAUAAAUUUUUUCGUUUAUUGUCCUAAGGGAGCCAUGUUCCUCAAAUCUAUUGAUGCAUCAGAAAUUACAAAAUCUGUUGAUGCGCUUUUGAAUUUAUUUGAUGGUGUUGUUCAAGAGGUUGGACCCAAGAAUGUUGUCAAUUUUGUCACAGAUACCUCACCCAAUCAAAAAGCUGCUAGCAAGCUCUUGGUGGAGAAGUACAAAACCUUUUUCCGCAGCACCUGUGCAGUGCAGUGCAUAGACUUGAUGCUUGAGGAAAUUGGAAAAAUGGAUGAAGUGAAAGAGGUUUUAGCAAAGGCUAAGCGAGUUACUCAGAUCAUUUAUAAUAAUGCCUGGGUCCUCAACUUAGUGAGGAAGAAAACUGGUGAAAGAGAUAUUGUUCAUCUUGGAGUUACAAGGUUUGCUUCCAUCUUUCUGACAUUGCAAAGUAUUGUAUCCUUCAAGAAUCAGCUACAUCAGAUUUUUACGAGUUCUGCCUGGAUGCAGUCAGCUUUUUGUAAGAAAAUGAUAGGCCUUGAAGUGGCCGAAACUGUAGUGGACCCUCUUUUCUGGUCAUUGUGUGAACAAACACUGAAGGUUACAAAGCCUCUACUCUCCGUUAUACAGCUUUUGGAAGAUCAAGAGAGACCAUCUGUUGGAUAUAUAUAUGAUGCAAUUGAAAAGGCAAAGCAAAGUAUCAUUGCAGCAUUCGAUGAUAAAGAUUCUGACUACAUACCAUACUUAAAAGUUAUUGAUCGUAUUUGGCAAGAGGAGUUCCAUAGCCCUCUUCAUGCAGCUGCAUGCUAUCUUAACCCUUCAAUAUUUUACAGUCCUAAUUUCUCUUCUAACAAAGUCAUCCAAAAAGGAUUACUUGAUUGUAUUGAGAUUUUAGAGCCUGAUGUCAAUGCCCAAGUAAUAAUAACAAGCGGCAUAAAGUCGUAUGAGGAAUCUGUGGGGGAUUUUGGUCGACCUGUGGCUUUACGCGGUCGAGAAACCUUGGCCCCAGCUACUUGGUGGUCACUUUUCGCAGCUGAUUAUCCAGAUCUGCAACGCUUGGCUGUCAGGAUAUUAAGUCAAAAUUGUAGUAUCACCCCUUGUAAGAGGAGUUGGACUAUGUUUAAAUGCAUCCGUUUUAAGAAGAGGAACCAGUUGGAGAACCAAAGGUUGAAUGACCUUAUAUUUGUCCACAAUAAUUUGCAUCUCCAGGAGAGGCGGGGAGAUUCAACUAAAGUGAAAAGCACAAAAAGAAAACUUGAUCCUGUAUGUUUAGAAGCUAUAGAUGCCAAUAUGGAAGAUUGGGUAGAGGACCUGGGAGUCAAGGAUGGUGAGGAACCAAGCUGGAUGGCUAUAACCAUCUCCAGUGAAAGGAUGCUUGCGAAUCGUGAAAUACAAAAUAUGGAUGAUUCUAGUGACAGUGCAGAUGAUGAAAGUUGUGGUAUCACAAAAAGUAUUGAUGGAAACAAUGAUCUAUAGUGCUUUCUAGUUCUUCCAAUGCAAAGCUUGUAGGGUUUGCUUGUGAUGUAUCUUUGAAUCACUAGGAAAAUUUUCUUGAUUGUAGCUUGAUGCUUGUAUAUUUUACCAUGAAUUCUUGGAGAGGAGAGAACUUAGCUCUUGGAAUUCCAGCUUAACCAUAGAUGAAUGUUAAUUUUAUAUGUUUGUCUUUCCUCCUCUAUGUUCCAAUAUCCGCCUAGUCUUUCAUUCGUAAGAUUCUGUUUUCUUCCUUUUCACGAGUAUGUUCAAAAGAAAUUUCACUGCUUAUC
Rubroshorea leprosula is the source of this 2780-nucleotide messenger RNA. Lineage: Eukaryota; Viridiplantae; Streptophyta; Magnoliopsida; Malvales; Dipterocarpaceae. The record is from the annotation of a GenBank genome assembly.